Molecule: messenger RNA, 1056 nt
Organism: Carya illinoinensis
Lineage: Eukaryota; Viridiplantae; Streptophyta; Magnoliopsida; Fagales; Juglandaceae
Exons: 3
Coding region: 384-782 (132 amino acids)
Source: RefSeq, a predicted model, not a curated record
UGACAAAGCAAGAGAAGCAAAAUGUGAGUGAGACUGAAAAUCAAACAAAGAUAUCGUCUCUGUUUCCACACAACUUGAUUGAAAGUUUGGAAAGUCUACAAAUAUUUUUCAUAGGUAAGUGUGAUUCAUUGGAAGUGAUAUUUGAACUUGAGGGACUAAAUGCUGAAGAAAGCAAUAUCUUCAACAAUUUGACAAGUUUGUCGUUAGAGUAUUUACCGAAGUUGUUGCAUAUAUGGAAGAAAGGCCCACGAGAAAUUAAGGGAUUCAAUUACUUGAGACAUCUAGAAGUAUCUAAAUGUCAUAGUUUGAAAUGUUUAUUCACACCAUCCAUAGCAAAACUUCUUGUGAAAUUAGAGGAGAUAAAAGUCUAUGAAUGCAAUGAAAUGGAAGAAAUCCUUGCAAAAGAAUCGGAAGAUGAAGAUAAUAGAGAUGUGAUUGCAUUUCCUCUAGUGAAGACCCUCUGGCUCUGGGAUUUACAAAAGUUGCAAUGUUUUUACAUCGAAGAUAAUCAUGAUUUUGAAUGGCCAUCUAUGGGAGAAAUAUUCAUAUCUGAAUGCCCCAAAUUAAAAAUGUUUGUUUCAACAAGUACAAAAACACCUAAGCUAGGGGGAGUGCGUAUGGGAUACAAAGUUUUUCAACCGAUGGUAGGAGACCUCAAUGCCACCAUACAACACAUUAUCAAGCAAAAGAAUCUGAUUUCAGGCCCCGCUUAUCAAUAUCUUGGCUACCAGUCUGUCGUAGAUCCCAUCUCUACAAGGUACUACUCAGAACACCCUUUGUAGCUGGUCGACAUUGCUGAAACUCUUUGAAAACUGUGUUUUGUGAGGCUAUUAUGUGUAGUUGGAAUUGCAGAGUUUAUGUGGAUGGUUUUUGUAACUUAGUAUGAUAGAUCUGGAUUUUUUUAUUUAGCAUAAAAGAUGUGUGUAUUGUACGAAUUGGGUUGUAAUCUUGGGGUUUCUUUUUGUGCUACUGUUAUGUGUUGUUGACUUGAGCACAAGUAUGUUGCUAGACAUGGUAAUUUCUUGUUGGAAGUGCAUAUUUGUGUAGGUGUUUUCU